Botrytis fragariae is the source of this 981-nucleotide messenger RNA. RefSeq names its product putative short-chain dehydrogenases protein. NCBI's taxonomy places the organism in Eukaryota, Fungi, Ascomycota, Leotiomycetes, Helotiales, Sclerotiniaceae. The record is from RefSeq and is a predicted model, not a curated record. Gene Ontology annotation, biological process: secondary metabolic process. The transcript is spliced from 2 exons. Bases 1 to 981 code for a protein of 326 amino acids.
AUGGUUAAAAUUCCAGAAAUCUACCAAGCAAACGCUAGCUUCGGCAAAGACGAUGACAGUUCCCAAGGUCUCAUAUGUGUAUUUGCCGGAGCAACAAGCAACAUCGGUGCUUCUGCUCUCGAAGCACUAGCAGAGAUGUUGCAAUCCCCCACCUUUUACGUGCUGGGGAGAUCAGCGACGAGAUUCGCUACUCAACGCGAGAAGCUCCUCAGUUUAAACCCUCAAAUGAAGCUCGUCUUUUUCGAAGUCGAAACGUCAUUAAUCUCCGAUAUCGAUGCAGCUUGUAAGAAGAUUCUGGAUGCUGAAAAACGAGUGGAUUAUUUGUACAUGAGCCAAGGAUGCAUUCCCUUGAACGUACCACAAUAUACGAAAGAAGGUUUGGAAAUAACUUUCGCCCUGUCGUACUAUACACGGAUGCGACUCCUAACUAAUCUUCUUCCGUUGCUACGCUGUUCUACACGUCCGCGUGUUCUGAGCGUCCUUAAUGCGGGACAAGAGCUGAAAAUGCAAGAUGAGGAUAUCGGUCUUCAGACUCCCGGAAACUUUGGCCCUCGCGUAGCUAUUAACCAUACUACCACGAUGAUGACGCUAGGAUUGGAAUAUUUGUCACAAAGUGACGCAAACCAAAAUAUCACUUUUAUACACUCAUUUCCUGGGUUGGUAGCUAGCGACAACUUUUCUCGAUUGACUGCGCCAAACUCUUUUGGUCUGCUUGCAAGGAUUCUGGUGCCGCUCAUUGGCAAUUUCUUUAGUGUUAUACAGAAGAUCUUUGGUAUCUCAACAGCAGAUUGUGGUGCGAGGCAAGCAUUUCUAUCAACAAGUGAUAGGUUUGAGGGGGGCAAGACAUGGAGGAUAGAUGAUAAGAGCGAGGUUAUAACUUCUUUGAAUGAUGCAUUAGAAUACUAUCGAGAAAGUGGUUGGCGAGAGAAGGUCUUCACGCACACUUUGCAUGUCUUUGAGAAAGCGACGAGUGCUGGAUAG